Molecule: messenger RNA, 2273 nt
Organism: Passer montanus (Eurasian tree sparrow)
Lineage: Eukaryota; Metazoa; Chordata; Aves; Passeriformes; Passeridae
Product: COMM domain-containing protein 5-like
Exons: 5
Coding region: 97-435 (112 amino acids)
Cellular component (GO): nucleus
Source: RefSeq, a predicted model, not a curated record
CGGCGGCGCCGGGCGGCCGGCGCGGCGCAGGGGCUCGGCGAGGGCGGCGGCGGCCGCGGGUUCCUGGGCCCGCGUGUGCCGGCCGAGGUGGAGGCCAUGGCCAGGGGCGUGCAGGACGUGGGCAAGGAGACCUUCCGGCGGCUCCUCAAAGUCACUGUUAAUGCCUUGGAAGGAAAAGACUGCAAGGAAUCUGUCAGGCUGAUUGCAGAAAGUGCUAACCUCUCAGAAGAGCAACUUGCUUUCCUCAUUUCUGGCAUGUACACCCUCCUCCGAGAAGCAUUGAGACUCCCCUUAUCAACUUUCAAGCAAGAAGUUUUUAAAGAAGACCUGAAGGAGCUCAGAAUACCAGAAGAUUUCAUUGUGGACUUUUCCAGUGUAGUCUUUGGUAACAGGAUUCUUGCAGUUCCCAUUGUGGUCUUGUCCAAUCUGGGAUAGUCCUGACAGAAGCUUAAACUGAGCUGUAGAAGCUGUGACUCUUCCUAGGAGAAUGGUACAGAAGUGCAGUCCUGACCAGAAAUAAAGCUUUGUGUUGGACCACAGAAAUGCCAUCUCUCAACAGUAUUCAGAAGCUUCCCCUCUGUUUGGGAGGUCACCAUUUCUGAUCUUUCCCACCACAGCUAAGUAGAAUAUCUAUCUGUUUUUAAAACUCCUUUCUUCCCCCAGGGUGCUGGUGCUGCACGAAUGGACUGACUUCCAUCAAUGGGAGUUAGCAUGUCUUAAGGAAACUGUAGCACUGUGGCUAUUUUUAGGGAGUCUCCAACUUAAGCAAUACUCUGGCAGCAGCUCUCCACUGAGGGAAAGGCCUGUUCUUACUGUUUAAUCCUGCUAAUGACUGUUCUAGACUCCAGCUCCUCAUGGCUGCACCCAGCUGUGGUGACCUACUUCCUAUCCAGGAGCUGACAAUGAGUAACAACCAGCUGAUCUACUUUUUUUGCUCAUUUCUUUACUGUGCCAUUAGGAAUGUCUCUCACUUCUGACACCACUCAACCUCCCCUCACCAAAGAGAUAAAUUCUUUCUUAUAUCACCUUUGCAAAAUGCAGGACACUUGGAGGAUCUCAGCCUGUGUGUCCUGUGUACCUUAUCAGAUCAUUAAUCUUUCUGGGCAGUUUCUAAAGGCCCAGCUAACUUGCACACAAGAGUCUCAGUAGUGAUGUGAGCCUGCCAUUCCUACAGUGCUUGAUUUGUUCAGAGAGGAUUCCUUUCUGCUGCAAAGUCUGUAAUUAGAUUAUGUCUAGCACCAUGGAUAAAGGAAGUAAUGUUUCUUAUCCUGCCCUUAGUGGAAGUAGCCUUGAAAUGUACCAUAAAUAAAUUCCAGGGACACAGGAUGCUUAGAGAAAAAAAAAAAGAGUAACACAAAGUCCAGAAGUCCACCUGCUGAAUAGACCUCAGCACAGUGACCUCAUUCUGAAAUUAUUUCUGCAUGUAUAUCUAAGAGUGAAUGGUUAUUAUGUAUUUGUAUCAGAUUUGCCAUUUAGUUAUCCAGAACUUAGCAUGUUGUUAAAAUUUUGAAAAUUGUCAACCACCUGAAGUUUAAUUGCUGUUAACUGUAUUUCCACACAGAAAUAAACUAGGACUUGAUCAGCCUGAUUCUUCCUGCAGUAUGAGUAACAAAUGAAAUGCUUGGCUUCUUACACAUUAGCCUAGGCAAAAAUAUUGAAGGCUGAGCUGGGGUUGGCAGUAAACAUUAUAUAAGGAACUUAAAGUUUGUAAGUUUCAUUGCACCAACAAGAACCACUGUGGGUUUUUUUAAGUAUGCUUCAAAAUACACUCAAUACACUGACAUUACAUUUUAAAACAUUGCUGCUAGUCAAUAGUGGAUGGCUUUUGCUGAAGAAAAGCAGUGACCUUAUGCAACUGUUUUGCCUAAGUCAUCUGUCUUGUCUCUGCUUGCUUGUUCCUGUUGGAUUUGCAUGAAGAUAAGGACAUGUUUGCAGGUCCCUUUCUAUGCCUCACAGUUGCAUAUCAUUGAAAUAAUAGCUAUGCCAGUCACCACAAUGACCCUUACUAAACUUCAUAGUGACAUCAGUUUACUAGAAUUAUACAGUCACUUGGUCUCUUUUUUCAACAUGGACCAUAGUUAAGCAUAGAAAAAGGAGAUAAUCUGAGCACAACUGUCUUAAAUCCACAAAAUUCUCCUUAUUCAGACCUUUUUAAGUGAGGGCAGAUGUAGGAGAGAAACAAAUUCCAGACAGGUUUGUACUGAGGAAUCCUAUUUUCUCUUUAGAUUGUUUCUUCUUUUAUGAAUUUCCCUUGCAGUCUCUUGUUUCUGAUU